Scylla paramamosain (green mud crab) is the source of this 4279-nucleotide messenger RNA. RefSeq lists its product as uncharacterized. Gene Ontology annotation, cellular component: membrane. The transcript has 11 exons. NCBI's taxonomy places the organism in Eukaryota, Metazoa, Arthropoda, Malacostraca, Decapoda, Portunidae. The record is from RefSeq and is a predicted model, not a curated record. Gene Ontology annotation, molecular function: ligand-gated monoatomic ion channel activity. Bases 452 to 2593 code for a protein of 713 amino acids.
GGGACCAGACAGACCUGAACAGUAAAGCCCAUGACAGACAGUAAGCGGUUAAGAAACUAUUAACGCGAAAACGACACAAAGAGUUCUUGAAAAGCGCUGAUAAUUCAUGAAGUCACAGCAGGAGUCGCACGUGUUCACUAUACAUACCUGUCACUUUUCCUUGGUCACAUUACGAGUAUUUAGAAGUUUACCGCGCCUUCCUCCUCUCCACCGCUACAUUUCCGUUGACUUACACAAGUUAAGUGUCUCGGCUCCUUCCCAUGAUGAUAAAUAAAGAUCGUUUUAUUUCACCACUUUUUUUCCAGUUGUCAAGGAUGGGAGCACACAGACUGAAAGAUCUCGGCCAGCAAUAGGUUAUAAGCGCCGUUUUGAAAGGAGAUGUGUCAUGUUCAUAAAAAUAAUUCAGACGUUUGCUUAUAUAGCGUUUUAUCUAUGAACUGGUCACAACAUUAUGCGCUUAAAUAUAUUGCAUUUGACAAGCGCUGGUUUUAUGAAAUGGAUACCCGCUUAUCAACAUCCACAAACAAAAUAUUCACAAUCUUUCAGCGGUAUGUUGGUCUUGGCUUGGGUGACUCCACUCGUGCUCCUGUGCAGCGUGGUCACCAGAGCGGGGGCGGCGGGCCUGGGCAUGGGAGUGCUACUGCAUCCAAGUGGUGGGUGGGAGGAGGACGUUGCACAAGCGGCGAUCCAAGUAGUGCAGCGCUACCUGACUGGGUGUUACCUGGUGCUGGCCGCCCCUAGCCCCUCUCGUGCCUUGCCUCACCUCAUCAGGCGUCUCUCUAAGGUGGGCGAGCUGGUCAUGUUCCUGCAGCCUUGCGGGGACGCCAAGCUGCUCCACGGAAACACCAAAAAAAAGGUCUUCCCGGGGACCGAUGAAGUGCCGUACUUUUGGCGCGAGGUGUGGGGGUCCAGUAAGGCCACGUGUCGCACCUUUCUGCUUGACCUUACGACUUGUGGCACCGACACAGCCGACAGGGUGUUGUCGUGGACGGGACUGUUUCUACAGCCGAGGACUCGAGUGAUUGUGAUCGGCGGCGAGCAGGACGUCGAGCAGCUCUUCCAGCUCUCGGGUCUUCGCAAUUCUCUCUACGUGGUCUACAUCACUCGCAGCCUUUCUACACUGAACGCCGGAACUAAAUCGACAAAAGAUAUGCUCAAAACUGGUGGGGUCCGCGCCAUGAAGGCAUAUCAUCGCUGCCUCUACUGCACGGAGCAGGAAGCCAAACCACGCUUGCUUCUCCGAUGGAGUUUGCAAGACGGCAUACCUGACGGUUUUGAAAUGUUUGGAGGUCAAGCUGAAUUGUUCAUGGGACGCAAGAUGAACAUUGUGUCGUUGUCAUAUUAUCCAUACAUCAAGUACAAAGUGGUCCAGAAAGGUUCCAGCACCAAGCUUCAGUUCGAGGACUCUCUUAACACUCGCAUGCUCACUGCCCUUGCUCCUAAACUGAACUUCACGUAUAUAUUACGAGAACCCACGGACAAGUUAUGGGGAGCGGCGGCCGGCGGCGGUAACUGGACAGGCGUGGUGGGCACUCUGCAGCACGAGAUGGCAGACCUUUCCAUGGAUCUGACACUGACGCCCGGAAGAGCAGAGGUGGUGGAGUUCUCAAUGGCGUAUAUUGACGAGUCCCUUGUGAUUCUGUCGUCCAAGCCAAAACCCUUGCCUGAGUACCUGUCGGUGGUCAGACCUCUUGAAGGCGAGGUGUGGGGAGCUAUCGUGGUGUGCGUGAUGGUGUGGGGAACAGUCCUGUGGGUGAUGGAGAGACUGUCGCACUGGAUAAGUGGACGGCGCUACUUAAGCCUCACGUCCUCAAUCUUCUACGGCUGGGGGCUGCUGCUGGAGGACCACCCCUUCGAGCCCCCUCCCAGCCCGCCGAGCCAAAUGCUUGUUGGCUGGUGGUUGCUCGUGUACCUCAUCUUAUCGACAGCCUACAGAAGCUCACUCAUCUCUCACUUGGUGGUGGAGAGCAAGUCCUCGGUCGUCAACAGCAUGGAAGAGCUGGCGGAGCGGGGUGUGACGCAGGGGUGGGUGUGGGGCGUACCUGGAGCUCCGAUGACUGGUGCUUUUAGACCGUACUUUGCCUCCAGCCCCAAUCCGGCAGUACUCAAAGUAUACGAGCACAUUAAGAUCAUCGAGAAAGAAGAAGGAAUGAUGAGAGUUUUGGAGGGCAACUUCGCGUACAUCGAUAACUAUUACUUCAUCAAAACACUGGUGUCCACGUACUACACAGACAGGACAGGCUACACUCCUGUCCACAUCAGCACCGCCCGCUACCCGCUGUACGGCGGCAACGCGUGGGCAUUCCGCAAGGGGGCGCCUUUCCGAGCACGCAUCAACGACGGCAUCCAGCGCUUCUUGGACGCGGGGCUGGUGGCGCUGUGGAUGGACGAAGUCAUCAUCAACCACGUGAAGGAGGAGCGCCAGGCUUUGCAGGAGCGAGGCGAUGGACCGCAACUUGCUCUCGUCAAGGCCAGUGACGAGCAGGUGGUCCUCGGCCUCAGUCACCUGCAGGGCACAUUCUACACUCUCAUCCUGGGACACACUCUGGCUUCCCUUUCCUUCUUCUCUGAGGUUGUACUGAGGCGCCGCUGAUGACAACACAGACUGCUGGCGAGCAUUCACCAUGCAGGACAGUGAACAGAAUGUGUUUGUCGUUAGUUUUGUACAUUAACUAAAUAAUAUUAUGAAUCCCUGGUGUAAUGAACAUGUGAAAGAUUAAUAUUCUUUCUAAUUGAACACAAAAAAAAAAAACACAGCUAUAAGUAUUUAAGCUCCACACACACACACACACACACACACACACACACACACACACACAUUCACACACACACACACACACACACACACACAACAAUCAACACUAAGAUAAACACUAAGAAAGUGUACAAAAAAAAAAGGAAAAGAACGAAGAAAUAUGUGAGGAAAAACAGUUUUCUUAGCAGAGCAAUUAGCAAAUGGAAUUCAUUGACUGGCGAAGUUGUGUGUGUGUGUGUGUGUGUGUGUGUGUGUGUGUGUGUGUGUGUGUGUGUGUGUGUGUGUGUGUAAGGAUCAUUCAUAACUUUCAUAACUUUAAAGAUAAAUAUGACAAGCUAACUUCAAAGUACCGGACAUUAUGAACUUUACUCAGUUCUGUAAAAAUACAGUUAGGUAAGAACACACACACACACACACACACACACACACACACACACACACACACACACACACACACACACACACACACACACACACACACACCUCGCUGCACCUGUCCGUGGCCCACCGUACGAUAAGUUGCUCACCAUAAGGGAAAGAUAAAACGUGUGGUGAUGCAUUAGCUGUUCACACACCGGCUGUCGCUCUCACUCUCAGUCUCAGCUCGGCUUUUGUCUUCUGAACUGACACAAGUCGUCACGAUUGGUGAGUUUACAAAUAUUAAUUAAAUUAAACUUAAUUAAAAUAAUAUUGAGAUUUCAAGACUAAUACAAAUUAAGAUGCUGCGCUCAUAAUGAUGUAUUAGGUGUAUUACUCCUGUUUCAGUUAUAUUUAUAAAAUAGAUAUUUAAAACAGCUCUAAAAUUACGUACAACUAAUGACAAAUUCAAUUAAUAACAAAAGGAGCAUAAAACAAAAUACAAAAGAGGUCUUUUAUUUCAUAAAUUUUCCCACGCCCAAAGUAAUGAUAACUUAGAUACCUUAAGAAAUCAAAUUCACAAUAACUGUGCCAAAGGAACACAAUACGUAAAGUUCAUGAAAAUUACUGAAAAUGGCAUUCAAAACGAUACAAAAUGUUUGGAACAAAAUAUGAAUAUCUUUUUGUUUAGACGAAAACCAAAAAUAUAGAAAAACUAUUAAAAUGUAAACAUGCAGAUGAGAUUAACUUGAGUGUGUUUGUGUCAGCGUAAGUAUGGAGCGGCAUGCUUCCAAGACAGGUCUCGCCGAGCAGCACUUGUUCACGUGGCUCUGGUUCGGAGGGAUGUCGUUCAGAACCAUUGCAAAGAAGACAAGACGGAGUCCAAGCACGGUGCAGAAAUGGGUGAGGCACCUACUGUGGAAGAACGGUCACAGAAGCAGAUACUACCAGAUGGCGGCGGCCGCUGCUCAUAAAACCUCAUAUUUAGUAAUGGAUGAUAUAUAUUUGCAAAACAGCUUUCAAGAGUUUUUACAUAUGGGGCUGAGUGGUAACUGUGUUUGCGGAUCAAGCAAUAUAGGUUCUUGCACAUGCAAAAACAGUUUUACUUAUUCAAAGUCACUGACACUCUGAAUCAACAUAAGAUGAAAUAAAUAACGAUUUUGUAAU